UUUUUUUCGGACAGGCGCACACCGUGAGGGGGGAUGUUAAAGUCUGUUUGUCUUUGUGAAUCACCGCACCCUUGAAAACUAGACGAUUACUAAUUCAGCACUGACUGUAUAAUUGGACAGAAAGGGGAACACCAACGCAUUCUGCCUCUAUAUAAAAGUGAAGAUCACUGCAGGUGAAAAACCAGAGGGUCUCUAGAUGACUGUGAUGACUCCAGCGAACAACUGAGAUGGCCACAUAUCUGUCCUUACUGCUGCUCUUUGCAUGUGCCUCCACAAGCUCUUCAAAUCCAAAUAGCUGUGAGGGUCGUUGUGGAGAAGGGUACUACAGAGGAAGCUUCUGCCAGUGUGACUAUGAGUGUCUGGGCCUGAAUGAGUGCUGUACAGACUUUCAAAACUUGUGUACUACAAAGGACUCAUGCAAAGGACGCUGCGGGGAGCCUUUUAAUAGAGGCAAUCCAUGUCACUGUGAUAUCGACUGUGUCCCAUACAGUCAGUGCUGCCCUGAUUAUGAGGGCAUGUGCUUGAUGGAAGAUACUGCCUUAAAGUCAAGAAACACUGACACCGCAGCUCAAAGGACUGCUAACUUAUGCCUAAACAUAAAGAAUAAAAAAUCUACAGAAUCCUCCAAUGAGGAGAUGACCAAUGAGGAAGGGAUUGGAGACGAGUUAAUGAUCCCUGAGGAUGAAAGUGAGUCCACACCUUCUGAGGGCCCUGAUGCAGAUGCAAGCAGCAUGCUCCAUGCUGAUGAGAACCCUAUAGAGUCUACCACUCAACAGCCAUCUGAGAUGACAACUUCCAGCACACCACAGCCACAAGAGACUGCAAGCACAGCACCAACAGAAGGCCCAACAAGCACAGCACCAACAAAAGAUCCUACAAGUGCGGCACCAACAGAAGGUCCUACAAGCAUGCUACCAACAGAAGGUCCAACAAGCACCGCACCAACAGAAGGUCCAACAAGCACAGCACCAACAGAAGGUCCAACAAGCACAGCACCAACAGAAGGUCCAACAAGCACAGCACCAACAGAAGGUCCAACAAGCACAGCACCACCAGAAGGUCCAACAAGCACCGCACCAACAGAAAGUCAAACAAGCACAGCACCAACAGAAGGUCCAACAAGCACGGCACCAACAGAAGGUCCUACAAGCACAGCACCAACAGAAGGUCCAACAAGCACAGCACCAACAGAAGGUCCAACAAGCACCGCACCAACAGAAAGUCAAACAAGCACAGCACCAACAGAAGGUCCAACAAGCACGGCACCAACAGAAGGUCCAACAAGCACAGCACCAACAGAAAGUCCUACAAGCACAGCACCAACAGAAGGUCCAACAAGCACAGCACCAACAGAAGGUCCAACAAGCACCGCACCAACAGAAAGUCAAACAAGCACAGCACCAACAGAAGGUCCAACAAGCACGGCACCAACAGAAGGUCCAACAAGCACAGCACCAACAGAAAGUCAAACAAGCACAGCACCAACAGAAGGUCCUACAAGCGCGGCACCAACAGAUGGUUCAACAAGGGCAGCACCAACAGAAGGUCCUACAAUCGCAAUACCAUCAAAUGGUCCAGCAAGCGCAGUACCAAAGGGAUAUUCUGUCACUGAAAUGACUAUGAUGUCACUGGGUGAAGAUCCAAAGGAAUCAUCAUCUCUCAAGGAUUCUAGAGCUACCUCAGUCCCAAAGACAACAUCUACUCCUGCUCCAGUGAAACCAACAAAAAGAACCAUUCAGCCUAGUACACACAAGAAUGACAAAUCAGAUGGUAUUAAAGAUUAUCAAGCUGAUGAUUAUGACACUAACCUCUGCAGUGGGCGUCCAGUCAGUGGUCUGACUACACUGAGAAAUGGUACCAUUGUGGUGUUCAGAGGACAUUAUUUUUGGACACUAGACAAAUACAGAAAUCCUGAUCCUCCUCAGUUAAUUACAAGGGUGUGGGGAAUCCCGUCUCCCAUUGACACCGUUUACACCCGCUGCAACUGCCUGGGCAAAACCUACUUCUUCAAGGGAAAGGACUACUGGAGGUUUGACAACGGUAUGAUGGAUCAUGGCUUUCCCAAACCUGUCAGCCAGGGCUUCGGACAGAUUGGUCGUGUCACAGCUGCUUUAUCUAUACCCGAGUACAGAAGCAGAAAAGAGUCUGUAAUCUUCUUCAAAAGAGGUGGAUUGGCUCAAAAGUACACAUACCAGGUUACUCCAAAAUGUGGGAAAAGAAUUCCUGUGUACCCAGCGAGGACGAGAGCCAGACGACAAGCCGCUGCAGCUCUGGGGCAAAUGAUCAAUAUCUCGAAGAACUGGAAAGGAUUCCCAACCAGGGUGACCUCAGCCGUGUCCGUACCCUCUAGGGUGAAAGAGGGGUACAAGUAUUAUGUAUUCUCUCAAAGAAAGUAUUACAGCAUAAAAAUGGAAAGAGAAAAACCAGUGAUCUUAAAACCUGCUACAGGUCCAAAGGAAAACUCAGCAAGCAGCUUCUUCAAAUGCCAAGAAACUCAGAAAAACUGAGUCAUUCAUCUCUUUAACUAUACCAUAAACAGUGAAUUUAGA
This is a messenger RNA of Rhinichthys klamathensis goyatoka, 2549 nucleotides long. It is a transcript of the gene prg4b, whose product is annotated as proteoglycan 4b. Gene Ontology annotation, molecular function: scavenger receptor activity; polysaccharide binding. The coding region runs from base 228 to 2507 and encodes 759 amino acids. The transcript is spliced from 19 exons. Gene Ontology annotation, biological process: immune response. The record is from RefSeq and is a predicted model, not a curated record. Lineage: Eukaryota; Metazoa; Chordata; Actinopteri; Cypriniformes; Leuciscidae.